GUGGUGCUUGGGGCACGCGGACGGAGGUGACGGGCUGCAUUCUCAGCCCAGGUGGAGACCGGUGCAUGUGGGCGCUCCGUUCGCUGCUGAGGUCCGCGGCCGGGCGCGCCAUGUCCCAGGGACCCGCCCGCCGCCAGCGGCCGCCCGCUCUAUGUCUUCUCCGAGUACAACCGGUAUCUCUUCAACUGCGGAGAAGGCGUCCAGAGACUCAUGCAGGAGCACAAGCUGAAGGUCGCGCGCUUGGACAACAUAUUCCUGACGCGAAUGCACUGGUGUAAUGUAGGGGGAUUGUGCGGAAUGAUUCUUACUUUGAAGGAAACUGGGCUUCCCAAGUGUGUGCUUUCUGGACCUCCACAGCUGGAGAAAUAUCUAGAAGCAAUCAAAAUUUUUUCUGGCCCCUUGAAAGGAAUAGACCUGGCUGUGCGACCCCACUCUGCACCGGAAUACAAGGACGAGACCAUGACCGUUUACCAGGUCCCCAUAUACGGCGAGCAGAGGAGUGGAGAGAACCAGCUGCUACACAGUCCGGAAAGGCCUUUCCGCGAGCUCAGUCCAGAGCAGUCUUCAGACUCUGGUUCAACUGAAAGCGAGCAGCACCUUCCAGAUGGUAACGAUCUUGGCCGGAAGUCAACUGGCAGGGACCCUUCCUUGGUCGUGGCCUUCAUCUGUAAGCUGCACUUGAAGAAAGGAAACUUCUUGGUGCUCAAAGCAAAGGAACUGGGCCUUCCAGUCGGGACGGCGGCCAUUGCUCCCAUCAUUGCUGCUGUCAAGGACGGGAAAAGUGUCACUUACGAAGGAAGAGAGAUUUUACCUGAAGAGAUCUGUACUCCCCCGGAUCCUGGCCUUGCUUUUGUUGUGGUAGAAUGUCCAGACGAGCGAUUCAUCCAACCCAUCUGUGAGAACGCCACCUUUAAGAGGUACCAAGGACAGACCGAAACUCCUGUGGCCCUGGUGGUUCACAUGGCCCCAGAAUCUGUGCUUGUGGACGGCAGGUACCAGCAGUGGAUGGAGAGGUUCGGGCCUGACACCCAGCACUUGAUCCUGAACGAGAACUGUGCAUCGGUUCACAACCUUCGCAGCCACAAGAUUCAGACACAGCUCAACCUCAUCCACCCAGACAUCUUCCCCCCGCUCACCAGCUUCCAGUGCAAGGAAGAAGGCCCCACAUUCAGUGUGCCCACGGUCCGGGGCGAAUGCCUCCUCAAGUAUCAGCUCCGGCCCCGGCGUGAGUGGCAGAGGGAUGCCAUCAUUACUUGCAAUCCUGAGGAGUUCAUAGCUGAGGCCCUGGAGCUUCCCAAUUUCCAGGAGAGCGUGCAGGAGUACAGGAAGAGUGCACAGGACAGCCCAGCCCCUGCAGAGACAAGAAGCCAGUACCCAGAAAUCAUCUUCCUUGGAACAGGGUCUGCCAUCCCGAUGAAGAUUCGAAACGUCAGCGCCACCCUGGUCAACAUAAGCUCCGACAGGUCUCUGCUGCUGGACUGUGGCGAAGGCACGUUUGGGCAGCUGUGCCGCCAUUACGGAGAUGACGUGGACAGGGUCCUGACCACCCUCGCGGCUGUGUUCGUGUCCCACCUGCACGCCGAUCACCACACUGGCCUGUUAAACAUCCUGCUGCAGAGAGAGCAUGCCCUGGCAUCUCUAGGAGAGCCGUUUCGCCCUUUGCUGGUGGUCGCCCCCACCCAGCUCAAGCCCUGGCUCCAGCAGUACCACAACCAGUGCCAGGAGAUCCUGCACCAUGUCAGAAUGAUUCCUGCCAAAUGCCUUCUGAAAGGGGCCGAGGUCUCCAACCCUGCCAUUGAAAGCCUGAUCAGCUCGCUGUUGGAAGCAUGUGACCUGGCACAGUUUCAGACCUGCCUGGUCCGGCACUGCAAGCACGCAUUCGGCUGUGCGCUGGUGCACACGUCCGGCUGGAAGGUGGUCUACUCGGGGGACACCAUGCCCUGUGAGGCUCUGGUCCAGAUGGGGAAAGACGCCACCCUCCUGAUCCACGAGGCCACCCUAGAAGACGGCUUGGAAGAGGAAGCAGUGGAGAAGACUCACAGCACGACCUCCCAAGCUAUCGGGGUGGGUAUGCGCAUGAACGCGGGGUUCAUCAUGCUGAACCACUUCAGUCAGCGCUACGCCAAGAUUCCCCUCUUCAGCCCCGACUUUAACGAGAAAGUUGGAAUUGCCUUUGACCACAUGAAGGUCUGCUUUGGAGACCUUCCGACAGUGCCCAAGCUGAUCUCCCCGCUGAAGGCCCUGUUCGCCGGCGACAUCGAGGAGAUGGAGGAACGCAGGGAGAAGCGGGAGCUGCGGCUGGUGCGGGCAGCACUCCUCUCCAAGGAGCAGCAGGUGGACGGCCCAGAGGACAGAGAGCCCCAGCAGAAACGGGCCCACACUGAGCAGCCACAGAGCCCCCAGAGCAAGAAGGCCCGAGCCAAGUGAGGCUGGGGAGUGACCCGGACUGUGGGGAUGGUGCAUCGCCAUCCCGCGCACGGCACCUGGAGGCACCUGGAGCACACAAUCCAACCAGGCACCGGAGGAGGGAGGUGCACAGCUGGGCGUGGUGCGGCCUUGCAGGGAAGCUCUGUCUGCAGGAGGCUUGCGGGACAGGCUGCCAAGCAGGAGGCAGGCGGGCUCCAUAGCUGCCAUCCCAGCCCAAGUCGGUUUUUAAAAAGUCACAUGGAGAGAUAGGGCUGCACCCUCACUCCACCAGCAGAGGGCUUUCCUGUGCUGGCCAGAGACAAGCAAGUAACAGGAACGCUGGGUCUGAGCUCUGAGGUUCAAGGAACAGUGUUUGCAGAGACACCGACACAAUAAAGAUCGAGUUCGGAAUCCUGA
Tupaia belangeri chinensis (Chinese tree shrew) is the source of this 2823-nucleotide messenger RNA. It is a transcript of the gene ELAC2, whose product is annotated as elaC ribonuclease Z 2. Gene Ontology annotation, cellular component: mitochondrion. NCBI's taxonomy places the organism in Eukaryota, Metazoa, Chordata, Mammalia, Scandentia, Tupaiidae. The record is from RefSeq and is a predicted model, not a curated record. Gene Ontology annotation, biological process: mitochondrial tRNA 3'-end processing. Gene Ontology annotation, molecular function: 3'-tRNA processing endoribonuclease activity.